Molecule: messenger RNA, 7591 nt
Organism: Anopheles aquasalis
Lineage: Eukaryota; Metazoa; Arthropoda; Insecta; Diptera; Culicidae
Gene: Elys
Product: AT hook containing transcription factor 1 homolog
Molecular function (GO): protein binding
Source: RefSeq, a predicted model, not a curated record
ACGCGAAUAAUUCGAUUAUUCCAUAGCAAUAUCGUUAUCCUAUCCUACGCCCAGUGUUUAUAGUUCUUUGAUAGUAACUAAAUUAGGAGUUUACCGGUGUUGGCGCGCCAAAGAAUGAGUUCCGAAAUCUGUCUCGAGCUCGUGGAUAGCGUGAGGUAUUCGCGCGAAAUCGGUGCAAAUUCACCAACUAAUGAAGAUAAAAGUGGAAUUUUGGAGCGAAACUCGCUCGCUUGGUACGCUCGCGGUUCCGUGCUGGAAGUGUUCAACAUAGAUCCCAACCGGAAGGUCAUUUCACACAACUUCAACAGCACUGCGAGCAAAUCGAAACCAUGCACGAUCGAAUGCGUGGAGGAAGUGUGCCUAAACAGUCAAACGACGGUUUUGGCUGUGGCGCUGUGUCUCGGGUCGGAACAGUCACAGAUUGCGUUCCUGUCGCUUCGGCGAUGCCGCGAGCUGGGUCGUAUCGAUGUGCAGGAAGACAUCCGGACGCUACGGUGGCUCAACAACACCCGCGAAUCCGUCGGAUCGUUGUACCAGUUUAGUUGCUGUUUGGCGGCCGGUACGAAGGAUGGAAAAGUGCUGAUCGUGGAUGGAUGCAUCGGCAUAGUGGAGCACGAAACACCCGUCGGCACUACGAGCGUACUGAUCGAUCGUACCGGGGUUGUUAAAAGACAGUGUCACAUCGAACUGUUUCAGUGCGAUCUCGAGCAAAUUAUCGAUCGACUCGAGCAGGUGCGUGAUCGAGGGCUGUACGUUGGGUUGCAGCUACCCCAGGAAGUGUACGCAUCGGUUUCCUUUAUGCUGGACAUCACCCCAUUGAGAGCAUUUACCGUUGGGUUCGACGAUGGUUCCGUGCUGCUGUACGACCUGCCGACCCUUUCCCGUAUCCACCGUAUUGCGUCACCGUGUGAGGAUUGUUCGGUGGUGUCGAUGGAUUUCUGUGAACCCAGCGAUGAUCCGAAGCCAUGCCUGUACCUGUGGGUCCUCUAUGCGCAUCCCGAUGGUGCGUUUGCCGUGCUGUACUUGCUCAUGUGUCAGCAUAAGCAAGUUCUGGGCGGUCGAUCGACACCGAUCUACGAUGAACUGUUGUCCUGCUCGGAGCGACUUAGCCUAGCAAGCUACGAUCCCGGUAGCCGGCCACUGAACGUACAAACCGUACGGAAGAAGGUUGCCCACGAGGAUGAGCUCAUAACGCUGACUGUGUUGAGUUGGCUCGGUUCUAACAAUACAACGACGCUGAUGGUGUUCGACCUAAAUCAAUGGUACAAGGCCGAAAUGCCUUACGAUUGCGAUUGGAAGCAGGAGCUCACCUAUACGGUCGUGUUUCAGCUGGGCGAACCAAGCUUCCAUGUGCAACUGAUCGAGCGAUCGAUUGUUCUCUUUCGCUCCAUUCAGCGCCCGGAGGAACACUUCUAUCCAAGCUCAUUGGCCUUCGACAUCAUGAGCUUCCAUGGACUAACUCGCACCCGGCAUCGAUGGAUUGGGUUGCAGAAUAAGUUGUUGCAAUACCUCGACCAGGACGGUGCCAACAGUAUCAUCGAACCGGUGCCACUGUAUCAGAUGCUUUGCCGGGCAGCGCUUGUGCCAGAGUUCUACGAGCAACUACCGGCCGUCGAUGAUGAUGUACGCAAACUGCGAGAGUUCAUCCUUUCGAUUGGGCUCGAGUACAACUGCCACACGUUUCUGCAGAGCUGCAUGGAACUGUGGGCCGACGGGAGCCAUCUUGGGGCCAAUCCCGAGCGGGGCGUUUCACUGUCCACGUUGACCGAUUGGAUUCGGAAUCGUUCCCAGACACUGAAGAUGGUCACCAACGCGUUGCUGUUGCCGAUACUAAAGACCAAGGCGGACCGUCACAUUGACACCCAGUCCCGCGAGGUGCUCGCGCUUUGCACUCGCGAAGGGAAGCAACUGUCCAAACUGUACGAUACCAUAUUGAGCGAAUAUGUAUCGUUUAUACCGGAAGCUGUGAUCGAUCAGUUGCGCAAAGAAGCGCAGUUGCUUCGCGCGGUGGCCGAGUAUCAGGAUGUGCUGCAGUGGCUGCUGCACAUAAACGUGCUUCCCGAGGGUCGCUCAUCGUCGGAGGACGAAGGAGAGGCGGAUCGGUCUUACGACGAGUCGCUGCUAUUACCGUAUCCGUACGAGAUGCUGCAAGAGUAUUAUCGCUCGCAGCGCCACAUGGUCAGCAAGGAGGGCGACGAAAGUCCAACGGUGCUCGACCUCUCGUACAGCAAGUAUCUGUUCAUCGAUAAUCUGCUCGAGCGAGAUUUUGACCCGAAAACCAUUCGUAAGCUGUGGGCUGGAAGCAGCGGUAAAUCGCCAGUGGCUACCACCGCCCCUCUAUAUCCACCGAAAUCACUCUUCAAAGCGCUACGAGUUAUGCUUCUACCGGAGGUACCCCUAGAGCGGAAGCUUGUUCUUUUGAUGUACAUUUUCAUGGACAUUGUGGCCAUCCACGGAGAGGGACGGUACCGACACGUACUACAGCGGUUGGAAAAGUUCCCUCAAGUGUUCAAACUCCGGCUGGGGCUCGUGCGACGAGUUCAGGCCUUCUGGCAUCUCGAUCACGGCAACAUGGCGUGGACCGUCGAGGAGUUCCUGUCGCCACUCUCGUGUACGGUUGACUUUCCUCAGUGGCACCGGGAGUUGGCCGUUUCUGUUCUGCUCCAUCAGGACGCUUCUAAUCUUGCCUUGAAAGUACUCCGAGCUCCCGGUAGUCCCGUGUCGCCCUAUCUCGAGCUGCUGACACUGGUACGGAACAAUCUCAUCUCGGAGGCGUUCAGCGUGCAACGACGUAGCCACCAAACGGACGGCAGUCAAUUGAUUUGCUUCGUGGAAGCCAUCCUUAGCGCCGGCAAAGCGGAAACGUUGCUAGAAUUCUCGCUCACCGAGGAGGAGAAGCGUAUUUUACGCGAAUAUUUGCUCGAUUGUCCGCACGACAUCAGCGAAAGCUUAAUUUUCGGACAUUUGCUGCAAAACUUUGAGCUUGUCGAGGCGGUUCAGGUGAUGGAAGGUUUGAAGAACCGUAAACGGGGUCCAAUGGUGGCGGAAACGCAGCGCGAAAUCCUGUCACUGUAUCACAAGGUACUCGAUCCGACCAGCCAACGGUUGGCGUAUCUCACCUACACGGAACCGAAAGAGUUGGAACCGAAUCGGGCUAUCGCUAGUGAUCAGAGCAUCCUUGGCGAUCCGUCACCCAGUAGCGCAAAUGAGGCUGGAACGACAGCAAAGGUGCAUUCGCUGAGUUCGUCCUUGAUACGCAAUCGGGGUGAUUUCCGUGCUCGCGUCCUGCAUCGUUCGAUCGUGGCUAUCAAAGACGCGGCCGCUUCUGUGGGUCUGCAGCACGAGAGACCGUUUCUCGAGAAACCCGGCCUCGGCGUGUUCCAGUGUCGUCCGAUGGUUCGCAGCCAGAGCGUUUCGUAUCCCGUGCGGCUCGAUCCGUCGAUGAACAAACGGCGUCAGCGGGAUAUUUCGUUGGAAGAGUGUCCCAAGUCGCCUCUCUUCGACGAAGAGGACGGCCAAGGUAAUCCACGCAAGAGGCGCAACCUUGGGCCCGCAAGUGACGGUGGUCGGUAUCCGAACUUUGAUCUACCGGUACCCAAGAUACCGGAGUUCCGGCCAAUGAAACCAAGGUUCAAUUUUACGGCCAUGGCGGCUGCCGGAUCCGAGACUUCGGAUAGCGCAAAGAGACGGGAACGGACGUCGAUUAGCAAUUCGCCUAGCAUUUUCGCCACGACACCACCAACCUCAAAGAAGCAAUCACCUCCAGCAGGAGCUCCCACCAACCAAGGUCCGGCAACUUCUCAGAUGAGCUUACAGGAAGAGGUACCCCACGGUAUCCUGAAGCAGCAAAACCAAUCGGUCGAUAGUUCCGUAGCCGCUUCUGGACACGAUCACGAUAGCCAGGAGAAGGUAUUACGAUUCAACUUUUCAUCUUCGAACGGAACCAACGGAACACCCGGCGCUGCCGCUGAGCAAGUGGAUGAGAUGAAAUCGCCGGAAGCAGUCGCAACGACACCGGCACCCGUGGAACUGGAACGUCGAGAUCUGGAUCUGUCGGCCAUAUCGAACGAUGAUUUCUAUUCACCUGAGGUAACGAUCGCAAACAGCAGCCUACAGCAGAUAAUCCGUGCCGGUUGUCCUACUCGCCGUCGUCCGCUGCACUUAUCUCGCUCGGGCACACCGACCGCGGCCGAGGCUGGUGAGACAAGCCAGGGGAACAACAUUGCGAUCAUCAUCGAGGAUCAUCUCGAGGAAGGCGAGCAGGAAGAAGAGGAGAUGGAAAGAGAUGGUUCAAGCCAGGGUGAGGAUGCAGAUGAGCAAAUGGACGUGGACGAAGGCAUGAUGGAGUCGAAGAUGGAUGUGCCACAGGCACAGAAUCACGGUGUUCAAGAGGAACAAGCUAAUGAGCCAGCUGUAAACACUCAGCAGGAUCAGGCGGUUAAGGAGAUUGCAAUCCAGCAGGACUGUUCAGCAGAUAGAGCACGCGACGAGAGUAUGGACAUGAAUGAUUCGGAUGUUAGUACGGAGAACAUGGACAACAAGGAACAACAGCGAGCUGCUAAUGACGCUGAUGAAGUAAAUCGUGAUGAAGUAGCAGUGCCGGCCACUGUGAAAUCUGUCGAAGAGGAUGAUGAGCAAGAUCAGGGAGAGGAUGAUGAUGAGACAGUAGAUGAUGAAGAUGGCGACUACGACAAGGAUGAUGAUGAUGAUGAUGAUGAUGAUGAUGAAGAUGGCAACGACGACGAGGAUGAUGACGAUGAUGAUGGUGGUGGUGAUGAUGAUGCCUACGAUCACGUCGAUCGUUCUCCGUCGGAGGACAGUGUGCUUGAAGUGAUUGAUGUGAGCGAUGAAUUUUCGAACCAGCUCGAACAAGCGUCCGUAUUAUCUCAAGCAUCCUCGUCUCCAUCGGCAUCUUCUGGAGGUUCCUCACCUAGCGCCCCCGGUCCUCAGGAACGGCGCAACGAUGUACAAAGGGAACAACAAGAAGAAUCGAGGAAUGCGGCGGCAUCUCCAGCCGGUAGUGAUAGCUAUGGCGAGUUCUAUCACGAGUCCGAACAGCAACCCCUGUACGAUGAGCUGGAAGAGUAUGAACUGAUCGACAACGAUCAAUCUCAGCGCGCGCAGGAACCACAACAGCAGCUGCAGCAGCAGCAGCAACAGCAGGGAACACCGGCGACGGAGGAUGAUGGCAUUCAGGUUCCCACGACAUCCUCUUCCACACACCGGACCGAGCAAGAGCUACCGUCCGGAACGGAGAACCAUCCGGUGGACGGAGAAGAAUCAUCCGAGGUUAAAGAUCUAUCCGUGCAGCUACUGCAGGAUCCGUCCGACGUUGAGGUGGCACCUAGCUCCGCGGCCGCACGUAAUCUCUCUGUGGUGGCAGCUAGUGAAGAGUGCGACGAUGGUGUGGCCAGCACGAGUGACCUGGCGGCGACGACGACGACGGAAGCUCGCGUAAGUGCGUCGAUUGCCACAAACUCCUCCUCACCACCGAGUGCUACCUCACCGACGCAAGGCUUCGAGGAGAAGGACAAACCGUUAUUUGGCCAGCCCAAGAAUGCCCACGAAUUGGAGGUACCGGCCAUGAACCUGUGCGUCAAACCGGAUGAAGCGCAUGGAUCGAGCCGAAAGAAUAGUAAGGGUGAAGAGAAUGGGUUGCUGACGGUGGAAUCGAGAGCGUUGAACCUUUCGGCCGAUCAGCAGGAGCUGGCGGCCCAUCUCGAGAAUGUCACCGGUACUAAUGAAGGAACUGAUGGCGAGAGGAACGAGGCUAGUGGCGAUGAGAGUGAAGACUACGAGGCGCACUCCUCGAGUGAAUCAAAACUGCAAGAUCACAGUGAAGCGAAUGAAGAGGAGGCUACCACUGGCCCCACUGCUUCUGCUGCGCGCGAGAUAAGCAUGGAUGUGAUGGAAAAGGAAGACGAAGACAUGGAAGAUGAGCCAGCUAGUGAUUCUGGCAAUAAUCAGCCCGGGGAAGAUGUCCAGGCGACGUCGUCCACUGUUGCAGACCCGAACCAAGAGCAACCGAACGAAGCGACUGAAAAUCCCGAGGAGCCAAAAGAGGCAAACGCAAGUGCAGAGCAGUCGCUGCGAAGCACAAGAAGCGAAACAUCCACAGAGGAAGAUGGCACCAAGAAAACGAUCAAGCCAAGACUGCAAGCACUGGUGGAAGAACAGCAAGACCAGGAAAUGGCUUCCACCUCGAGUCCCCGGACGAACGUUAAAACGCGUCUAAUGGCGGCCAUGGAGAAGUCGGGCACUCCCAGCCUUCCAGAACCGACCACUCCAUCAAGGCGCCGCUCGGUACGAGCUUCCUCGGUGCUGCCAGAGUCAACCAACACUCCGUUGACGCCAGCCCUUUCCCGUAGCCGCCGGUAUGCUUCGAUGGACAACGUCACUGGCACACCGGAAACCCCAUUAACACCGCGCCGCUCCACACGUGCCACCUCGCUGGUCAAGGAGCUGUUCGGUGGAGUGACUCCCCAGAAAAAGUCACGCCGGCAAUCACAAGCCUCCUCGGUGGACGAAACGACGCUGGUCGAAACGAAAACAGUCGCAACGGCUUCGGCGACGGUGACCACGGAGCAGAAUCCUUCGCUACCCAGUACCAGUCCGACAGUCGGGGAUGAUCCCAUGAUGGAACCACCGGAACCGUCGGAACGAUCCUUCGCCAGCUCGACGGCCAGCAGCAUACGGCGCAGUACGCGUGGUCGCAAAUCGAAGGCCGCAUCCGAAGGGGGGGUACCGGAACCCCCUGGUCCCGGUAGCGUUCCUCCGUUUGAUGAUUAUUCUUCCAACCGGCGACUGACGCGCCACCAGCUGGCGGUCAUGGAGAGAUCGAUGGGCAUAACGGCAGCGGCCGCCACCACAAGCGGCACUGGUGGUCGCACACGUCGUGCCAGCUCUUCACGGGCGGAUGAAAGCAUGACCAGCCAGGACCACGACAGUGAACCGGAAUCUGUUGCUUCGAGCGUGAGUGGCACAUCGCUGCGAUCGACACGAUCACGAACGGCUCGCUCCAUGGUUUCGGCCUCGGGCCGGCAAAGCUCCAUCGAAACCAGAUCAAAUCGUGGCGGUAGUAAGGCCAGAACAACGGCAGCAGCGGCGACGGGAGGGUCCAUCACCGGAAGUGGCUCUCAUCGGCAUGCAAGCGAGCAAGAUUCGGAUUCGGAUAAUUCCACGUCUACUUAUGCCAGUAAUCAGCGAGGACUGGCACCGAUCGCAGAGGAAGAAAGUGAAGCACCGAUCGAAAAUGUAAAGAAGCGGAGAACAAGAAAGACGAAGGGAAGCAACUAAAGUGAACAUCGGGGAGGAGGAAUUUCAAACUGAAAGUGUCUAGUGAAAGGCUCGCGUUCUUUACAGGCAGAGAGAUACGCCGGCUUCACGCAGCAAUAGCCUUUCGUGUGGGCUCUUUAGCGGAACAUUAAUAUAAUUUUGCAGUCUUGUUUGUAUUGCCCAAUGUGAGGAUGGGUAGUUUUAACUACUAUGGUUGGAAUUCGAAAUAUGGGAGUAGCAUCAAUUAUAAAUAAUCAUUAUUAUAUUUUUUGUUUGUUAAAAUACGAAUAAAGUAACUGUCCUUGUACGUGUCUUA